ACUGUGGAUGUCCCUGACCAUGCCCAUUAUAUUAUUGGUUCUGUCAUCUUAUUGGUGGGGGUGACGGGCAUGCUGCGAAACGCUCUGGUCAUCUACGUGUUCUGUCGCAGUCGGACGCUGCGGUCUCCUAGCAACGUUCUGGUGGUCAACUUGGCAGCUGCCGACUUCCUUAUGUCAGUGACGCAGUCCCCGGUCUUCUUCGUGGCGAGUCUGCACCGCCGCUGGGUGUUCGGGGAGCGAGCCUGUGAACUUUACGCCUUCUGUGGCGCUCUGUUCGGCAUCACCUCCAUGAUGACACUUACAGCCAUUGCCGCAGACCGCUGCCUGGCAAUCACUCGGCCGCUGGUAGUGGUAGGUGGGGCUGGCCACCAGCGGGUGUACGCGGUGGUAGUGGGGUUGUGGCUGUACUCCCUGGGCUGGAGUCUGCCUCCAUUCUUCGGGUGGAGCGCCUACGUCCCCGAAGGCCUGCAGACUUCAUGUAGCUGGGACUACAUGAGCUUCACAGCUGCCGUGCGUACCUACACUAUCCUGCUGUUCGUCUUUGUCUUCUUUUUCCCGCUAGCUGUCAUCGCCAGCUGCUACUUCGCCAUUUUCAGGGCAGUCCGGAAGGCGGGGCAGGAGGUGGCAAAGUUGAACUGUGGAGAAACCAACAAGGCGUUUGAGCGGCUACGCAGCGAGUGGCGGAUGGCUAAAGUAGCUCUGGCUGUGAUUCUGCUUUUCAUCCUGUCCUGGUCGCCGUACUCUGCAGUGGCUUUGACGGCCACCGCCGGCUACGCCCACCUGCUGACUCCUUACAUGAACUCAGUCCCUGCCGUCAUCGCCAAGGCUUCCGCCAUCCACAACCCAAUAAUUUACGCCAUCACACACCCAAAGUACCGAGCGGCCAUCAGUCUCUACUUCCCGCUGCUGCGUUCCGUGUUCCAGCUUCACGACCAGGAUCAACGGUCGCCUUUCGGCUCCAGCGCCCCCUCGUCACGUCGCACCACCCUCACCAGCUCACUGGGACUUCGCCUUGGCACCGGGAUGCGGACCAAUGGUCGCUGGGGGAAAAGCCGGCUAUCCUCCGCUUCAGACACGGAGUCCUGCUGGACGGAGAGCGAAGCCAACGGGUCCAGCGCCGGAUCCAACGUUUUCAAUCGGCAGCCAACUUCAAACUCUGAUCCCCCCCCCACUGACAAGCAGAGGGAGCAACCCGAGGUGAUGGAGAAGGACGUACCUGAUGGAGGUGUUGCCAUGGAGACCAAACCUCUGCUGCUUCCUCCGUGA
Molecule: messenger RNA, 1266 nt
Organism: Melanotaenia boesemani (Boeseman's rainbowfish)
Lineage: Eukaryota; Metazoa; Chordata; Actinopteri; Atheriniformes; Melanotaeniidae
Gene: opn4.1
Product: opsin 4.1
Exons: 1
Coding region: 70-1266 (398 amino acids)
Biological process (GO): visual perception; G protein-coupled receptor signaling pathway
Cellular component (GO): membrane
Molecular function (GO): G protein-coupled receptor activity
Source: RefSeq, a predicted model, not a curated record